Gymnodraco acuticeps is the source of this 2883-nucleotide messenger RNA. RefSeq names its product exocyst complex component 3 (gene exoc3). The transcript is spliced from 16 exons. Lineage: Eukaryota; Metazoa; Chordata; Actinopteri; Perciformes; Bathydraconidae. Gene Ontology annotation, cellular component: exocyst. Bases 369 to 2669 code for a protein of 766 amino acids. Gene Ontology annotation, biological process: exocyst localization; exocytosis. Gene Ontology annotation, molecular function: SNARE binding. The record is from RefSeq and is a predicted model, not a curated record.
CGGAGAGAGGGUAGUUUGUCCCAAAGCUCGCUGCUGUAUUUACUCCCUCCAUCUGACAGGAGGGAGCCUCGUUGAGCUGCGAGUGUCACUCAUGGAUGUAUAAUAAGAACGGGGUGUCACUCCGUCACGGAGGGGUAGGGUGUAGGGUGUGGUUUGGAGUUGGGCCGAAGAAGAAGAAGAGAAGCAGCUGGUGCUCGUCGGAGCACUGGUGAGGAAGAAGAAACAAAACAAGAUAACCAGAAUAACAAUAUUAUAUUUGUAGAAAUUGGUUUUAUCUUCCUCACUUUGAGUCCCUAAGUGCCUGAGCUCAAGAGUGUUUGUAUAAAGCCUUUGGGUACGACUGGUACUUUCUAAGACUGAGGACCACCAUGGAGGAGACGAGUCGGGAGGCGGUUGCCACGGCGGUGCAGCGCGUGGCUGGGAUGCUGCAGCGCUCGGACCAGCUGGACAAAGUGGAGCAGUACAGGAGGAGAGAGGCUCGCAAGAAGGCCUCCGUGGAAGCUAGGCUGAAGGCAGCCAUCCAGUCGCAGCUGGACGGGGUUCGCACCGGACUGACCCAGCUGCACAGCGCUCUGCUGGACGUCAAAGAUAUCCAGGGCUCCCUGGCUGACGUGAGCAAAGACUGGAGGCAGAGCAUCAACACCAUCGAGAACCUGAAGGACGUCAAGGAUGCCGUAGUUCAACACAGUCAGCUGGCCUCGGCUGUGGAAAACCUCAAAAACAUUUUCUCUGUCCCAGAGAUCGUGGCGGACACGCAGCAGCUGAUCGAGCAGGGCGAGCUGCUGCAGGCACACAGGAAGCUGAUGGAGCUGGAGUGCUCCCGGGACGACCUCAUGUACGAGCAGUACCGCAUGGACAGCAAGAACACCAGUGACAUGAACCUCAUCUCCAUCUACUUUGAAGAUGUUCAGGGUCUGUCCGAUGAGCUGGCCAAGCAGCUGUGGAUGGUUCUGCAGAGGUCCAUGGUGACGGUCCGCCGGGACCCUACCAUGCUGGUGUCGGUGGUCCGUAUCAUCGAGCGGGAGGUGAAGAUCGAUAGGCGUAUGGUGGACCGGAAGAAGCAGAGCGGCUUCAUCCCUCCUGGGAGACCCAAACGCUGGAAGGACAAGAUGUUCGAGGUGUUGGAGGGGACGGUCAGCACCCGCAUUGAGGGCACCCAGUCAGUGACCAGAGAGGCUGAUAAGAUGUGGCUGGUUCGUCUUUUAGAAAUAACCAGGAAAUAUGUUCUGGAUGACCUGAUCGUUGUGAAGAACCUGAUGGUGCAGUGUUUCCCCCAGCACUACGACACCUUCAACAGGUUUUUCGGUCUCUACCACAAUGCUGUGUCCUCUCGCGUCAAAGAGCUGGCCGCUGAGGACCUGGAGGCCAAUGAGAUCGUGUCCAUGCUCACCUGGGUGCUGAACACCUAUAAGAGUGUAGAGAUGAUGGGCCACCCGGACCUGGCUUCAGAGUGUGACAUCAACGCUCUGGAAGCUCUGCUGCCUCAGGACGUGGUGGACGACCUGCUCAGCAAAUAUGUCAAGACUUUUACAUCUAAUAUCACAGGAUGGCUGCGCAAGGCUCUGGAAACAGACAAGAAGGACUGGCAGAAAGAAACAGAGCCUGAGGCGGACCAGGAUGGGUACUACCAGACCACGCUGCCCGCCAUCGUCUUCCAGAUGUUUGAGCAGAACCUGCAGGUCGCUGCACAGAUCGAUGGGGAUUUCAAGGAGCAGGUUCUGAAGCUCUGCCUGAAACAGAUGAACACUUUCCUUAUCAGGUACCGAGAGGAGGCGGUGACCUACAAAGAGGAGCACCUGAGGGACAGACAGCUGCCUCAGUGCUACGUACAGUACAUGAUCGCCAUCAUCAACAACUGCCAGACGUUCAAAGAGUCCAUCAACAGUCUGAAGAGGAAAUACUCUCAGAGUUCGGAGCCCACUGACAGUGACGCUGCCAUCGAGAGGACCCUCAGCGAGGUGGCCAAGGAGGGCUGCCAGUUCCUGCUGGACGAGGUCUUCCUGGACCUGGAGCAUCACCUGUACGAGCUGAUGACCAGGAAGUGGCUGACGGGCUCUCACGCUGUGGACACCAUCUGUGUGACGGUGGAGGACUACUUCAAUGACUUCAACAAGAUCAAGAAACCCUUCAAUCAGGAGAUGACGAGCGAGGCCCUGCGCAGGGUGGUGGUGGAGUACAUCAAGGCGGUGAUGCAGAAGAGGAUCACCUUUAAGAACGCUGAUGAGAGGAGGGAGGGGGCCGACAGGAUGAUCAAGGAGGCCGACCAGUUCAAGUUCCUCUUCAGGAAACUGGCUGCUGUGAGUGCACAUGAAACACUUUUCACUGUCAGCACCAGCAUCACAGGGGGUGAAGACACUGACCGGCUGUGUGGAGCCAUCGCUGCCAUCGCUGAGGUCUUCAAGCUGACAGACCCCACCCUGCUGUUCCUGGAGGUCACCACGCUGGUGUCCAAGUACCCCGACAUCAGGGAGGAGCACAUCCAGGCGUUGCUGGCGGUGCGGGGCGACGCCAGCAGGGAAAUGCGGCAGAUGAUCAUCGGGACUCUGAGCGAGAACAAAGUAACUUACUCUGCUGUCACACAGCCCAUCUUCAAAGACAUCGCCGUGCCAACCAUCACCAACACCAUGACGUCCAUGACCUCCAUGGCAACCGCAAAGCUGCUCAAAUAAAGCCAGUCACCGUGACACUAUGUCCACCUUCAGAAUCCAUAACAGAAGCACAUUUCAUUUUCUUGUUUAAUUCUGUUUGCUGUGCUUCUCUCCCCACCCUUAAUGUUUUUAUUGUCACCCUGAUCACUUCUGCUUCAGCAAAUAAUACAAUUGUAGUUAUAAUAAUGUGUUGGAUGAAAGAAAGAAUGAAUAAAGAAAGACAUCUUCAAGAUUA